AGCUUGUGCAGUCGGUAGCACAACUCAGAAAAUGUGGCUGCCUUCGAUUUCAAUAGAUUAUUGAUGUAUGAGAAACCUCUCGCCUUGUCAUAUCGUCUUACACAACACAACUGCUUUCAGAUACCUCAAGGAACCUCAAUUCAAAAAGAAACCUCAAUUCAAUCGCGCGACUUUCUUAAAAUGGCAGAGCAAGGUGUGCAAACUGCAUUUGAGCGCAACGGCACCGCCUCCGAAUUCCGCCAUCAAGCACUACCGGAUCCCAAAACAUACAUACGGUUGUCGAAAUUAGACCCUGUCGCAAUUGGAGAUACAACGACUAAGUUAAACUGUGAGGUCACGACAUGGCAUGUCGACCGUGCACCAUCUUACCAUGCCAUAUCUUACGUAUGGGGCGAUCCUACUGUUACUACCAAACUAAAGGUUAAUGGCAAAGACCUACAAAUAACCACAAAUGGUGAAUACGCGUUGAGGCAAUCACGGUGGUUUGGUGCCCUUUAUGUGUGGAUGGAUUCAAUUUCUAUCGAUCAAUCUGACGACAAAGAGAAAGGACAUCAAGUGGGCAUGAUGGGCAACAUUUAUCGCAGGGCGUCUUUUGUUUUGUCUUGUGUGGGGCCACAUAGCGAAAAUAGUGAGGUGUUGAUGACGAUUCCUUGCAAAUCGUUCAUUCCUACAGAUGAACCAGAUCAAUUUGAUGACUUUACCACCAGAAUUUCUUGUCGCUAUCGAAGAUCCUUGCAAAUGCUGAAUGUCUUUGCUUGGUCAGUUCAAACUCAAAAUGUCGAAAAAGAAACAAUGUUUAAUUCACUCUACUCUUUCAUGCAGAGACCCUACUUCAGGCGUUUAUGGGUCCUGCAAGAAGUUUCUGUUGGCAAGGAUGUAAUUGUCUGCUGCGGGAUUGAUCAUCGUCCGAUUACCGACUUGUUUGGGCUACGCAAUUUGCUACAUCAGGCCGUGUCGCUGAAUAGCUCUUGGUUUCGUUUGUCACGGAUACGUAGGCUGGUUGAUGCUGUGUUUUUCCCCCACGCCACUUUGUUACAAGUGUUGGGAGAUAAACGGGAAUAUUCAAAACUUUGCAUGCAUAUGGGAUCUGACGGCUGUAAGAAUGUAUGUCACCGCUACUUAGAACAUGGGGCCACUGAUCGCCUUGCGACGUUCUCCUUACGUUACUUAUGGAAUGUAAGCAUAGGUUUAAAAUGCCAAGAUCCGCGGGACAAGAUUUAUGGGCUUCUUUCUGUUGUUGAAUGGAAAGAUAUUCCACCUAUAGAGCCAGACUAUGAAAUAGGUGCCUUCGAUGUUGCAUUAAAAGCAAUGGAGACGUUCCAGAAACAAAGCACCGCACUUCUAGAUGCCGAAGCUUUACGACUUGCCGACUCGCUUAACCGGCUGAUGUUGCUACAUCUCGCUCAUGAAACCCCAAAGAACACUACUCUAGAAGAUCAUACGGUGCGCGAGGCCAAAAUUGAAGAUUUGAACUCACAGUGUUUUACUGACGAUCAUUGGUUUUCUUGUGAGAUUACUAAAGACCACAGAAAUAUCUGGAAACUGGGCAUAGAGUUCGACUCCAUGUCUCAUCUGGAUCAGGAGAGACUCGGACAUAUAUGCGGGGUCCAUCCAAGUAAGACUCACUGUCAACAAAGAUUUUCGUUUGGGAACCUGGAAGAUAGAAUCUCAAACAAAUAUGUUCAAAUCAAGGAUCACGAAGGAAAUCUCAUGGCAUUACUACCUCAGGGUGCAAAAUCAGGAGACUUGCUCGUGGGAGUUUGGGUCAGGUUCAGAUACGGAGUGCAAAGGAGAACAAAAACACCCCGUUAUCUAGUGUUGCGCAAAAGAGAAUCCGGAUAUCACACCAUCUUUGGCCAGGCUAUAGUUGCGGGAGCAUGUGCACAGGGCUAUGACAAUACUUACCCAUGGUUUCGUGGAUAUUAUGAUAACCGAGACGUACUCAACUUGAUUAUCUCUUGGGCUCAAUGUCUAGCUUAUAAGGAGGAAGACCUUUCACUAAUGACCUGGGAUAUGGCAAAAGACCUGCUUGAUCUCAAAUUAUGCAAUCAGCCCUUCUCAUCGUACGCACUCAAGCAGACCGAUCUGAGUUGGAGCCCACUUCCCUAGACAAAGGAUACAAUAUGGCUGUUGAAGUUUAAUAUAAAGUUCCUCGGAUAAUAAAUCAUUUAUUUAAGUUAUUUAAUUUAGUGUAUGUUAAUAUAUUUUCAAAGGUUUU
Molecule: messenger RNA, 2218 nt
Organism: Sclerotinia trifoliorum
Lineage: Eukaryota; Fungi; Ascomycota; Leotiomycetes; Helotiales; Sclerotiniaceae
Source: the annotation of a GenBank genome assembly